Opisthorchis viverrini is the source of this 3182-nucleotide messenger RNA. RefSeq lists its product as hypothetical. Gene Ontology annotation, cellular component: nucleus. The record is from RefSeq and is a predicted model, not a curated record. Bases 1 to 3090 code for a protein of 1029 amino acids. The transcript is spliced from 15 exons. Gene Ontology annotation, biological process: chromatin remodeling. Lineage: Eukaryota; Metazoa; Platyhelminthes; Trematoda; Opisthorchiida; Opisthorchiidae. Gene Ontology annotation, molecular function: histone H3K9 demethylase activity; histone H3K36 demethylase activity.
AUGUUAUUGAUAGUGCCACCGUCAAGGGAGUUUGUUUUGCAUGUCAACACUCAAAUAUCCGCCACCCAGCGUCUCAUGUACAUGUUUCCCUGCCGUUUUCUUUUCUUACUUCGUGUCUGUAUGAGAUCAGUACAUUCUGGAUCAAUGACCGAACCACAGUAUGGACUGGCAAAAACAGCUAGGAUCGAAAAGACGAUGUGUAUGAAUCCUUCCACGUUGCCUGAAAUCCCCGUGUAUGAACCUACUGUUGAAGAAUUCCAAAACUUCACGGAUUGUGUCUCAAAAAUUGAGGAACUUGGUGCCCAUCACAUAGGUCUCUGCAAAGUCAUUCCUCCUCCUGGCUGGUCUGCCCGUGUCGGGGGUUAUACGGAUAUUGACUCAAUGGUUGUCGAAAAGCCUGUUUCACAGACCACGUUCGGUGGUCGGGGUGUUUACUUUCAAAAUAUCACAGCAACCCGUAACUUAACAUUUAAAGAGUUCAGUGAACUGGCAAAUUCAAGUGCGCACUGUACGCCAAGCCACAGGGACUGGAGUCAUUUGGAAAAAAAGUAUUGGUCUUCCGUAGGUAUCGGACGUCCUCUGUACGGCGCCAAUGUCAGUGGGACUCUAAUGAGAGGUCAAAGCGUGUGGAAUCUGGCUGCGCUCGAUUCCAUGUUAAGUCACGUACUGAACUCUCAAAACGUAGUCAUCCCCGGAGUAAAUACUCCCUAUUUGUACUACGGAAUGUGGAGGUCAACAUUUCCUUGGCAUGUUGAAGAUGUCGACCUGUAUUCGGUCAAUUAUGUACAUAUCGGUCACCCCAAGUUUUGGUACGUGAUCCCUCCUCCUUACGCGCGUAAAUUCGAGGCAUUCGUAUUUGAGUACUUUCGUUCUGAUUUCCUCAAUUGUCCCUCAUUCCUCCGUCAUAAAUGUGUGCUUAUUAGCCCAUCAGUCUUAGCUGAAGCUGGGAUACCGACAAGAAAAAUGGUUCAAAAAAGCGGAGAAUUCAUGAUCACAUUCCCCUACGCCUAUCACGCUGGGUUCAAUUUGGGAUUGAAUGUUGCCGAAGCCGUAAACUUUGCCUUACCAAGGUGGCUUGAGUUUGGAAAGAAGGCGACGCUCUGUACAUGCUGGGACGACACCGUACGCAUCAGUAUGGAUCCAUUUAUUCGACACUAUCAGCCCGAACAGUAUGCUUCGUGGUUAAAGGAUCCAGAUUCAGUGCCACAUCCCUUGGACGAGUACGAUUUUUCCAAACCGAAGCUGUCUGCGCAGACGAAAACGCCCAAAUCAGUUGUUCCAUCUGAGGUGGACAGCAUUUGUGCGAAUAAUCCCAAGACCACAUUCAGGCGACAAAGAAAAUUUGCUGUGGGUGAGCUGAUGCUUAUCGACUUGAGAUAUUCAAGACGAGGUUUUUUGAAAUGUCGACUGCCUUUCCAUAUUGCACAAAACCCGGCUCUUUCAGCGCUCUGGUGUGGCGAAUCUGCUGACUUGAAGGUUGAACGCUACUUCAAUUCUUUGAUCGGAAGUUACCACCCUUAUUGUGCUGUCUGCUCGUUACUCUGGUCACCGCAAUUCUUCGCAAAACUGCUGUCAUCGCCCCUUCCGAAAUCCGUCCGGUUGACCAACGGCUCGCCCUUCAUACCAGAAGUGGCUUACUUUUCGUCUGAUUCAGGAGAGAUACCGCUUCCUUUGCCCUCUGAACGUGACUGUCCAAUUCUACAGUGCUCCAAUUGCGCACUGACGGUGCAUGCACGGUGUUACGGUGCUAGUGACGACUAUCGAGUUUCGCCUGGCGACUCACCGUCUGCGAAGAUGGAUCGAAAAUCUCCACCUCAUUCACAGUCCAAACGUGACAAAGCUUGGAUUUGCGAUGCUUGUUCCGCUGAUACGAGGCCGUCGUGUAUUCUGUGCUACAUGAGAGGCGGUGCAAUUAAGCGACUUGCCAAUCCUGUCAAUAAACACACGGGGCGCCCGUAUUGGGCUCAUAUUGUUUGUUCUUUGGCGAACCCAGAAUGUCGGUUCGUCAGUAUCGUCGAACGUUUGGCCGCCGUUUCCGCGCAGGCAGUUUCACGUGCUUCGAUGAUUGCAGAGAAGAAGCCUGUGGAUGACGUCGCUUCUACAGGAAAAUUUCCCAGCGCUUCUCAGGCACCAGCUACUUCCGACGCCCGUAACUCGUUACCAGCCUAUUCGUCGUCGACCGCUCCAGUGCGUGCUAAUGUUUGUGGUUUGACGUCCAGACCGCGAAGACAACCAUUGACGCGGGAUAUGUAUUAUGAUCAUGAUGAAGACAUGCACCACUCCACUACCGACUUCGAAAAAUCGCACUCUGAAGGAACAAAGCGCUCUUUUCGUGUAAGCCCCACAAGACCUCGAGCUCGAUUUCGCGGACGACGUCCACUUUCCUCCAGACGUACGCAAUCGUGUUCGGCUUCGAAAAGCACUCCUGGUGAGACAGCCGAAAUUUGUUGCGUUUGUCUCUUACCUUCUCGUGGUUUCCUACGAAUGGCCUCUUGUUGGUGUCGCACAUGUUCCGCUCGCUAUCAUGUCACAUGUGCACAAAUGGCGGGCGUCAUGAUUGGCACGGAUCUGUACCCGAAUACGUUCUACCUGGCCUGCGAUUCCCAUCCGAGUUCAAACCCUUUUAUACAUGACCUCUCGGAUAACGACCUCGUCAUGCCUGGCGACUCGAUAGUAGUUCGACAACCUUCAACACCACCGAGCUUUGUUCCCGCUGUCGCUGAGCGUCUUGUUACUCCUCGGUAUUGCCGAAUCGCCUUCCCCGACGGAACAUUCUCUACCGAUACUCCUCCCGAAUAUCUGGUCGAUAUUGACUGGCGAACCAAUGGAUUUCCUUCAAAGGGAACCACUGUUAAGGUGCUGUGGGAUGACAAUGUUGAAUAUUCUGGCACCUUUCAAGGCACAACUUCAGAACAAUGGGAGGUUCGAAUGGACGAUGGGAAGUUGACAACCUUGUCUCGUGAACAGUUUUAUCUCCGACCCGCAGUCCAGCUUCAAGUGCCCGCCUCACAAAUUGAUGGAGUUAAACCGUCAACAACCUCUGGCUCAAUGCUUGCUACCUUGUUGAACAUUCAGAUGGAUGAGAAUUGAGUAUUUGUAAAGUGUAACAAUUUAUUGUAACUUUUUUUGUUUCUGCGCAAACAUUUCCUUUACUUUUCAUAUCAACUGUGUAAAUGCCUUCG